Molecule: messenger RNA, 1500 nt
Organism: Rubroshorea leprosula
Lineage: Eukaryota; Viridiplantae; Streptophyta; Magnoliopsida; Malvales; Dipterocarpaceae
Source: the annotation of a GenBank genome assembly
UCAAAGAAUUUAACAUGAAUUGAGUUAUAAGUCUUCCAAAAAUCCUCAACUUUUGCUAGUCUCUCUCAGCUGUCUCUUUCCUCUAUUUAUCCAAAAUUCCUUUCUGUUCUACCUCGGGAUUAUUUGAUAUUGACAGAACAUUAUGCAGGGGUCAUUCAGGCACAAGAAGGAGAAAAUUGCCGCAGAAGAUGAAGGCGACCAAGAACCAGAGGAUAAAAUGCCAUUUCGUGUUGAAAGAGACACCAAUGCAAGAUCUCCAAACUGCCCAUUUCUGGUUGCCCUGUCCUUGGAAGGAUGCAAAGCUCUGAGUACUAUCCCUUCUUCGUUCUUCGAGCACAUGCCUGUCCUGAAAUAUUUGAAUUUGUCGCAUACCAGCAUCAGGUCUUUGCCAGUAUCUCUUUUCAAGUUGGAUUCACUUGAACACCUCAUUCAAAGAUGCUGUAAACUUGUCACGGAAUUGUCACCCCAAAUUAGGCAGCUUCAUAAUCUCCUAGAGCUUGAUCUAGAUGCCACUCAGAUUGUGGGUUUGCCGAAGGAGAUUGGAAUGCUGUCCAAAUUAAAAAUUUUGAACGUAUCGCUUGAUGGAUACAUGAACUGUGGAAAGCAGUUGCAGCAAAAUGUAUUAAUUCAUCCUGGGACCAUUAGAAAAUGUGAUGAAAUCCAGACUUAUGAAGAAGAGCAAACCGAUGUGGUUGAAGGUGAGGCAACCAAUUGUGAGUCAUAUUAUGAUCAAGAACAUGCACUUUUUAAUCUACAAUUCCUGCAUAUCUAUUACCUGGAGAAUUUCGAGAGCAUUUGGAGCACCCCCAACUAUGAUAAGCUGUCUCCAUCUCCCUUGAAGGUCCUAGAACUCCAUACGUGCCCGAGAUUGGAAGUCAUUUUGUCACCAGCUUUGCUUAUAAAUCCUGGCAAGUUAGAAGUGCUUACGUCUAAGACUGCCCUGAAUUGACUAGUGUAGUAAGCCGAGAAAGCAAUGCAUCCUUUAAGUUUGCAUCAGAUUGUUUUCUUCCUAGCUUGAAGAUGAUACCAUUUUUCCUUCCAAAACUGGAAUUUCACAUUGCACCAAAACUGAAAAUGAUAGGCUUUUAUGAUUGCCCAGAGCUUAGGUACCUUUGUAAAUGGGAAUUGUCAAGUGAAAAUUUCAAAGUGACCAAAGGAGAAAGGGAGUGGUGGUCGCCCUGAUUAUCUCCAUAGCAUUUUCUCCCCAGUCGAUGAAGAUGAUCUUGUCUUGACACAAAUGGAAGAGAUAUAUAAGUCGAUCGAAGGCAUUCCAUAGCCUAGUAAUUUUGUAUUCAAUUCAAGGCAUUCUUUUAUUUAGUGUUUACUUGUAUCAGUAGAUUUAUACCUGGACAUAUUUCGAUUAGAUGUAUGUUAAUGUUGAUUCAAAUGAUUGGAUCUUUAUAAUGUUGUUACUGUUGAUUUCCUACUGAUGGCCACUACGCUUAAUGCUCCAUAUUCGAAAGACAUUCACCUUUGGCCAAAUAAUUAAAAACAAUCAUC